This is a messenger RNA of Fusarium oxysporum Fo47, 1141 nucleotides long. RefSeq names its product major facilitator superfamily domain-containing protein. Bases 6 to 938 code for a protein of 310 amino acids. The record is from RefSeq and is a predicted model, not a curated record. The transcript has a single exon. Gene Ontology annotation, biological process: transmembrane transport. NCBI's taxonomy places the organism in Eukaryota, Fungi, Ascomycota, Sordariomycetes, Hypocreales, Nectriaceae. Gene Ontology annotation, molecular function: transmembrane transporter activity.
CUGAAAUGACGUUUAAGCAGAAGGUUGCUCAGCUUGACCUCGCUAGUAACAUGUUGCUUCUCCCAGCGCUCACAAGCCUCUUUCUUGCUCUUUCAUGGGCUGGCACUAUGUACCCGUGGAGUAGCGGCCAGGUGAUUGGACCUCUCCUCACAUUUGCUGUUCUCCUUGGUGUAUUUGUUUUGAAUCAGGUCCGUCGAGGCGAAACCGCUGCACUUCCGCCUCGCAUUAUGAAGCACCGUUGCGUGAUUGCGGGUUUCAUCUUCAUAUUCUGUGUCAACAGCACAGGCGUUGUACUAGAAUACUAUCUACCAACCUACUACCAGCUCGUUCGUGGCUACACGCCUGUCAAGAGCGGCUACAUGAUGUUACCUAUCAUCAUCGCAGCGACAAUCGGUUCACUCAUCCACGGAGCGGGGACCAGUGUAUUUGGUUAUUACACGCCCUUCAUGCUCUUCGCAUCCUUUAUCAUGCCAGUUGCGGCAGGGCUUAUCACCACGUUUAAUAUUGAUACCAGUUUCGAGAAACUCAUUGCUUAUACGGCACUUUCAGGCUUGUCUUACGGCAUUGGGUUCAUUGGACCUCAAACAGCUGUACAGACAGUUCUCCCAGCUGACGACGUCCCACUUGGUUUGUCCAUCAUUCUAUUCGCUCAAUCUUUUGGCCCGGCUGUGUCUGUUCCCAUUGCACAGGUACUCUUCACCAACCGGCUUUCUGACAACCUUAACGGCGUCAUACCGGGUCUGAAUGGAACGAACAUCAGCAACAGCGGCCUUAGCGAAAUGGUUAGCAAUGUGUCAGAAUCUGCGAUAAGAGAUGUACUAGUUGCAAUUGACAAAAGUCUCGGGCAGACAUGGUAUCUUGUAGCUGGGCUGGCUUCGGUCGCGAUAGUUGGAAGCCUGAUGACGGAAUGGAGAUCAGUCAAGGAGAAACGCGAAUGAAAUGGUAUCCACGUCUACUGGCUACUCCUCGGCAUUAUAGUCUUGUGUACAGGCAGGACUGGCCGGUACAUAUUGACCCUCCCAUGAACAGCUGUUAUUUGAGAGAACUGUCGUUAUGAAAGGUCGGAGCGAGCGGGAACAGAUUAGGAUGGUAAGCUGGACAAUUUUAGCAAAUUGUUUGCUGCCUUUGACCAGACCCUGGC